Messenger RNA from Candidula unifasciata, 954 nucleotides. Lineage: Eukaryota; Metazoa; Mollusca; Gastropoda; Stylommatophora; Geomitridae. The record is from the annotation of a GenBank genome assembly.
AUGGACAACGACUGGGACCGCUCCGAGCCACAAGUAAACAUUACAUUCGAGGACAUGGGGAUACCAACGACACGUCGACUGCACUUUAGCAUCAUCGGAGAGACUCGUUCCUGCAGCGAGAUCGGGUUGACGGACCGAGUGUACACCAGCCUCGUGCUGCUGUCGGUGGCUGCCGCUGCCAUCCCCACAGUCUGCCAACUUGCCAUGUCUGGCGCACACUCUGAUGACUACACGCUCGGUUUGGUGCUACUUAUUAACGAAGUUUUCAGUGUGUGGUACAUCUUGGAAGGAGUACUAAAGGAGAGGUCCCCAGAGAUCGCCGUGCUGACCCUGUCUGUAGCUCUCAACAUGGCCUACGUUGGGGUCAGCUAUACGAGUGGUCACCGGAGCAGCUUCACACUGGCUCGACUGACGGUUACUGCUGUCUUCUGCCCAGUGUUGGUCAUCCCGGGAAUCGGCAUCAUCUGCACCUAUUACGUCUCUAGAAGACUGAUAUUCCGCACAGUUGGAGCCAACGCCAGCCUGCAAGCAUUCUACCUCACCCUUCUGCUCUUCCAGGAUUUGCUCAAGCUGGAUCUUCAACUGGGGGUCAGCUCCAUUCUGUUCGCCAUAACCUUGACACGUCCCAUAGCCACGCAGGACAUCACGCUACUGUCUGUGGGUGUCACUUUUGCUGCAGCUUGGUCUGCACUUGGUCUCUGGGCGAUGCCCAGAGAAUCAAAAGUUGGAGCCUAUUUAUUUUUCAUCUUCUGCCCAGCACAGAUUGCCUAUCUGACGUACCGACUUCUGCUCCAUAAAGCGGCCAUCACUAGUGGAAACGUUGAGGGGACAAGUCCUGAAGUGAUAUGUUUUGUAGCUGCACUGACAGUUCACAUUGGAGUUAUCCUUACGGGGAUUCUUGUCUUCGCACGUUUCGGUCACGGACUGAAAGAUAAAUGUAAGAUUCUCUCUUCG